This is a messenger RNA of Anoplophora glabripennis (Asian longhorned beetle), 2304 nucleotides long. Its product is annotated as LIM domain only protein 3-like. Gene Ontology annotation, biological process: positive regulation of transcription by RNA polymerase II. The record is from RefSeq and is a predicted model, not a curated record. The transcript has 4 exons. Lineage: Eukaryota; Metazoa; Arthropoda; Insecta; Coleoptera; Cerambycidae. Bases 352 to 1035 code for a protein of 227 amino acids. Gene Ontology annotation, cellular component: nucleus. Gene Ontology annotation, molecular function: transcription coactivator activity; DNA-binding transcription factor binding.
UUCUUCGGCUGCUGCUGCGUUCACUCACACACACACAUUGCGAGUCGACAGUUUGCCGGGGUAGGCCGCGUUGCUGAGUACGAAUUCUGCCGUGCACUCAACAUCGCCACUCGCUUCCAUGACGUUUAGCGCACUUAUUUGUUGAGCUAGGUUGUCGUCUGAUAAGCUAUUGAGGCCGAUAGUGGGACCGAUCUUUUUGUUUGUUUUGUUUUCUCGGCUGUGCUUUGGAUUUUUUCUUUUUGUGAAUUUUUGGUGGUUUGAAUUUUUAUUUUGGGGGCUGAGAAGUUUCUUGGGGCGAGAUAAUCGAAAGGCUUCAAAAUUAAAGCGAUAAAGUCGAGGCCUAACGGCCCUAUGAUGACGAUGGACGUAUCCAAGACAGAGGCUGCGAAGCCCACUCCAGGUCAGGCUCCCCAAGAAUGCGCUGGCUGCUGCAAACCCAUCACGGAGCGUUACCUCCUCAAGGCCCUGGACAUGUUCUGGCACGAGGACUGUUUAAAAUGCGGCUGCUGUGAUUGUCGGUUAGGUGAAGUCGGUUCGACCCUGUAUACUAAAGCUAAUUUAAUUCUGUGCAAAAGGGACUACUUAAGACUUUUCGGCAACACCGGUUACUGUGCAGCUUGCUCGAAAGUGAUACCGGCCUUCGAAAUGGUCAUGAGGGCAAGAAGUAACGUGUACCACCUCGAAUGCUUCGCCUGCCAACAGUGCAAUCAUAGAUUUUGUGUUGGGGAUAGAUUUUAUUUGUGUGAAAAUAAAAUCUUAUGCGAAUACGACUAUGAGGAACGUCUGGUCUUUGCCAAUAUGGCGUAUAAUCCUCCACCACUGUCGCAUCUCAAGAGACAAACAGCAAUACCACCUGUUUCCUUACCGAGCCAUUUGUUGAACGGCCACCGACCUCCAUUACCUCCAUCUAACGGUGAUUUGAACAACAACAUGUCUGGGUCAGGCCAACCACCGCCAAGUUCCAUGGCAAACCAGCCUUUCCAAGGGGCAAGCCACCUCAAGAACGGUCCGCUCUCGUUAGGGGCGACUAGCUGAAAAUAUUGAAUGACUGUGAUGAAACAUUUUUUGUGUCCGGAGAGACAGACAGUUUCUUCCGCAUGCAUUAGGUUUGUUACAGGAUGAAAAGUACUUGCAACUUUUCCUCUUUAUUUACGAUUAUGGUGUACAUAUUUAGAGAUUUUAUUAUCGUUUUCUACCAAUGCUCAAGUUGUAUACUAUUAGUAAUUUGUGCAAUAUUAGUAUGGAGAUAAUGCAACCGCGUAAGGUCGCUUUUGAAGGAAGAUAAAUUUUAUAAUAUAUAAAUAAGAAAAUAUAAUUUUUUUCUCCAUUUUUCCGAGACGAAUUUGAAAUUAUUUAUUAGGAAAUAAAUUAGUCUCACCAAAUCCCACACUCACAAAAAUCAUGUGAACAUAGGACGUCGUGAAACUGUUUCUUUCACAAGCGACUUUACGUAAAAUGUAUGGUAUGUAUAUACAGAGUGUUUCUAAACUCUGUCAAUUGAAUACUAGGAAGCAGUAUGACUCCAACAGUACAAAUUACGGAAAUAUGAACAGUGCAAUAAAUGGUAAUGUCAAGAUACACGAUACUAAAAAUAUAUUUUCCAUUAGUUCACAUCUCAAAAAUAGUACCAAUUAAUCAAAUAUUUUCUAGUUAAAUGUGUGCCAAAUUAAUGAUCCUAUUUGAACAUUUUAUUUCAAGAAUUUGGUUGUAGGAAAGUCAUACUGUUUUCAAAUGCGUUCCAAUUAAUUACAUAGCUUGAAAAUUCCGAUGUAACUAACCUAAUCAUCCCUAUAUUUUGAAAUGUCAAUAUAAUGCACCUCGUAAGAACCAUUCGGUCCUGUACAUAGAUUUGUUAGAUAUAGAUAAGGAAAAGUUGAUAUUGUAUACUAUAGUCGGUACGUCACAGAAAUAAGCUGAAAGCGCGAACACAAUGUUUAUAACGAAACUCCUAUUUCUGUUACACUGUACUAACUAGUUGUUUUCAAAAAUAAAUGUUAUUAUUACAAGGUUAAUCAUAAAUAAUCUCAAGACGGGGAUAUCCACUGGCUUGCGCAUCCCCCUUUAAAGUAAUUAUGUAUCUUUUAUUUAUUAAGUAUAAAUAUCUAACAGUUGCCAUUUUUAUGUUCAAGUUAAUUGUUUCUAUUAUAGAUGAUUAUUGUACAUAUUACGAGUAAGUAUUGUUUUGUAAUAUAUAUUUAAAAUAGGUGCCAAUUUUUAUUAUUUUGUGUACAGUACAAAUAUGAAUUGUCAAGAUGUAUUCAAUUAUUAUACCAAAUGAUUUGACCAAAGACGUAAUAAAACUUU